Fonsecaea multimorphosa CBS 102226 is the source of this 687-nucleotide messenger RNA. RefSeq lists its product as uncharacterized. The transcript has 2 exons. Lineage: Eukaryota; Fungi; Ascomycota; Eurotiomycetes; Chaetothyriales; Herpotrichiellaceae. The record is from RefSeq and is a predicted model, not a curated record. The coding region runs from base 1 to 687 and encodes 228 amino acids. Gene Ontology annotation, molecular function: structural constituent of ribosome. Gene Ontology annotation, biological process: mitochondrial translation.
AUGCAUACCUCAUCGAUCCGUGCCGCGCUGGCACAUGCCUUCCAGAUCACGGUUCGACCGUCGUCGCUACGCAGAGGGAUUCCGACUUCUCUUUCUUCGAGCACCAAUCAUACUGCGCCGAAUCCAGGUUCCCCGAGCUCGAGAUUGUCCUUCUCGACAAGUACGGCUCAGUACGCGAAGAAGAAAGGCGGUGGCAGACCUGAUAGGAGAAUAACAUUAAUCCGCUUCUUCCUCCACCACCCCACGACCCUCACGCCCCGACCCCUCCGCUUCUCGCGCAACCGAUACCUGCGCCACUGGACCAUCGCACGGGCCUGGAACCUGUAUCGGCACAACCUCAAAAAAUCGCGCGAACUCGAGCUGGAGCGGCAGUACAACGCCAUGCGCGACGCGAAUGAGGAACUCCGCGUCGGAGCCGGCGACGGAGGCCGUCUGUUCAGAAAGGCGCAGAUGAAAACCGGUAUCUGGGGGAUAGGCGGGUCGAGUGCCGGGACUACUCCCGGUAGUACUUCGGGGCCUGGAGGGAGAGCCAAGGGAGGUGUCCCCAUCGAGUAUGCGCGAGGUUUGGUCGAGUGGGUGGGCAGCACGGGCGGGCUUGGUGUUGGAGUUGGAGGGGAAGAAGGCGCUCCUACCGAAGGAAGUGGCAGUAAAGCGAAGAUUUGGGAUUACGCUUGGAAAAGACAUUGA